Molecule: messenger RNA, 741 nt
Organism: Amaranthus tricolor (Joseph's coat)
Lineage: Eukaryota; Viridiplantae; Streptophyta; Magnoliopsida; Caryophyllales; Amaranthaceae
Exons: 1
Coding region: 1-741 (246 amino acids)
Source: RefSeq, a predicted model, not a curated record
AUGUCUUCAGAAUCUACCCCUUUUGAUCUCAAUUCUGAUCAUACAUCACCAUAUUAUCUACACCCCAGUGAUGCUAGUUUCAUUCUUGUGUCUGAACCUUUCUCUGGAACCAAUUUUAACGAUUGGAAACGUGCUGUUGUCAUUGCCCUUUCUGCAAAGAACAAAUUAGCCUUUGUUGAUGGCUCCAUUCCUAAACCAGAACCCAAUUCACCUACAAUCAAAUGUUGGGAUAGAGUAAAUAACACUCUCAUGACUUGGUUCAUGAAAAUUCUUGAUCAACCUAUUGCAAGAAGUGUUCUACAUUUUCCCACUGCUUUUGAUAUCUGGAACAAUCUGCAUGAAAGGUUUGGACAAACAUCAGGCACACAAAUCUUUUCCAUCUUUCAACAGUUGGCUGAUACUGAGCAAGGUUAUGACUCUAUUUCCUCUUUCUAUACUAAACUUAAAAUCUUAUGGGAUGAACACGAUGCCAUACAACCCUUGCCUUCUUGUGUCUGUAAUGGCUGCACUUGCAGAAUCACUUCCAAGCUUCUAAAAAUACAAGAAGAACAAAGGCUUAUAAUUUUUCUAAUGAAACUUAGCUCCUCCUUUACACAAGUUAGAUCUAACCUGCUUAUGCAAUAUCCGCUGCCUGCUAUAAGCCAUGCUUACAGACUCUUAAUACAAGAGGAACAACAUAGACACUACUCUGAAUUUACAACUGAGACUCCUCACGCUUUCUUGGGCAACAACAGUGUCUAG